Messenger RNA from Chelmon rostratus (copperband butterflyfish), 920 nucleotides. Its product is annotated as C-C motif chemokine 17-like. Gene Ontology annotation, molecular function: CCR chemokine receptor binding; chemokine activity. Lineage: Eukaryota; Metazoa; Chordata; Actinopteri; Chaetodontiformes; Chaetodontidae. The record is from RefSeq and is a predicted model, not a curated record. Gene Ontology annotation, cellular component: extracellular region. The transcript has 4 exons. Gene Ontology annotation, biological process: cellular response to type II interferon; monocyte chemotaxis; immune response. Bases 97 to 525 code for a protein of 142 amino acids.
GAGCCACAGGUUAAAAAAAAACAUAGUAUCAUAAGUAUAUAUGUGUAUGUGCAGAGGUUACGUAUUUAGUAAGUCCUGGCUAUUCACUUAGUCAACAUGGCACCCAGAGGUAUGAUCACUGUGACCAUCGUUCUCCUCUGCUUCAUACUGGGCCUGUUCAGUCCAGCUCCAGCUGCCCUUGGUUCUCGUGUGGGCAAAGCCUGUUGUACGAGAUACAAUAGGAAGCCAGUACCUUUCCAGCGUAUAAAGGGCUACAGAGAACAAACCACCAAGGAAAACUGUCGCCUCGAGGCGAUCAUUUUCUACACGAUCAAGAAGAAUGAGAUAUGUGCUACUCGGAAGGAUGAGUGGGUGAGGAAAAAUCUGGAAUUACUCAGUUCAAAACUGAAGUUGAUGUCCAAGGCCGGCUCAGCUGCAGGUGAAACUCUGAUGAAGGAAACUGUGAACCCUAUAUUUAAUGAUGGAAGUCGAUCUCUCUUCAGCACCACAGAGACCGUACCAAACAGCACUGAAAGUUUCUAUUAGCUAAAACCAGGUUGUGGCCUCAGAGAUUUGGAGCUAAAUCAUUUGCGUUACAGAAAUGCCAAUAUGAGGGAGUUUGAGAGAAAUUGAACCUACUGUAAUCCAGUCAUGUUGGGGAUAUUAUCUCUGAGAAAGCAAAGAAAUGCUAAUUACUUUUACUUGCCUAAACAUAUGCAGCCUCAGCCCUAAUACUCCAUUUAAUCAUGACUUAAGGGGAACCUGAGAAGAACAGCUUUGAGACUGUUGAUGUAGAUUAUGUGCUUAGCCACUUAGCAAAUGUUUUUCUGAGCUUUUUUAAACAUGCUUUUGUGACGAUGCAGGUUUAUUCUCUGCAACAAAUCUCCUGUUUAAUCAAGUUAAUGUGCCAAUAGCAAUUCUCGCAAAUAAAUAAAUUUACU